Molecule: messenger RNA, 1763 nt
Organism: Rhodamnia argentea
Lineage: Eukaryota; Viridiplantae; Streptophyta; Magnoliopsida; Myrtales; Myrtaceae
Product: shewanella-like protein phosphatase 1
Exons: 10
Coding region: 136-1332 (398 amino acids)
Molecular function (GO): hydrolase activity
Source: RefSeq, a predicted model, not a curated record
ACCAAAAACCAAAACAAAAAAAGAUGCAGAAAGAAGGUGCCUUCAGUUUCUCUCUCCUCCCCUGCGUCUUUGAUACGAGGAUAUAUGCCUUCAUUAUCCGACCGAGUCCAAGGAAGGAACCACUAACCAAUAACAAUGGCUUCCCUCUGUCUUAAUUUGUUGCCCUCGCCGCACUCUCGCAGACUAAUAGAAGCUUCCUCUGCUUCGUCUUCUUCUCCUUCUCCUCCUUGUUCAACAACACCAAAGAGUAGCAACAGUAGCGGCGGCAUUGGAAGCUUGAAGCCCGUUGUAAUAAAUGGGAAUCCCCCAACUUUCGUGUCUGCUCCUGGUCGUCGUAUUGUUGCCGUUGGGGAUCUACAUGGUGAUCUUGAGCAGGCAAGACGUGCAUUUCAGAUGGCUGGUGUCUUGAGUUCAGAUGGUCAAGACAAUUGGACUGGUAAAGAAACGGUUUUGGUUCAGCUGGGAGACAUACUUGAUCGAGGAGAAAACGAGAUAGCCAUCUUAUCCUUGUUGCGUUCCAUGGGUAAACAGGCACAAGAAGAAGGUGGAGCCAUUUUUCAGAUCAAUGGGAAUCAUGAGACCAUGAAUGUUGGAGGGGACUUCAGAUAUGUUGAAUCUGGCGCAUUCGAAGAGUGUGCGGGCUUCCUGGACUAUUUGGAUAGUUAUGGAUAUGAAUGGGAAGAAGCUUUUCCUGGUUGGGUUGCUGCGUCUGGAAGGUGGAGGCAAGACCAGAAGACAUCUCCAAAUUAUUGGGACUCAUGGAAUUUAGUGAAGAGGCAGAAGGGGGUUAUUGCCAGAUCAGUCUUACUGCGACCUGGUGGUCCAUUGGCAUGUGAGUUGGCACGGCAUGCUGUUGUUCUCAAGGUCAAUGAUUGGGUCUUUUGUCAUGGUGGCCUCCUUCCUCACCAUGUUGCCUACGGUAUUGAAAGGAUGAACUUUGAAGUAUCUAACUGGAUGAGAGGUCUCUCUGAAAGUGAUGUUGGUCCUCAACUCCCUUUCAUGGCCACACAGGGAUAUGAUAGUGUUGUUUGGAGCCGCUUGUACUCGAGAGAUGUAUCGGAUCUCGAGGAUUAUCAAAUCAGACAGAUACAGUCUAUUCUCGAAGAGACUUUGCAAGCUGUGGAUGCCAAGGCAAUGGUGGUGGGGCAUACUCCUCAGACUGCUGGAGUAAAUUGUGAAUACAACUGUAGCAUAUGGAGGAUUGAUGUUGGGAUGUCAAGCGGAGUUCUUAACUCAAGACCUGAGGUUCUGGAGAUCGUGGAUGGUAAAGCAAGGGCUGUGAAGGGAAGAAGGGACAUGCUUAGUGAUUUACAAGUUGUUGACUACACAUAGACUAGAGGUGUAGCAACACGAAGUAAUAGUAUUGGUUUUCAUUUUUCUCCCAAGCAUAACAAAACUUUCUUUUUCCCGGAACAGGCGAUGAACUUGAUGGUGGAAGCCAGAAUCCGACUCGAAUUUGUUCUGCAUUUGUAGUCCUCACCACCUGUCCCACACUCUCGUUAGUGAGUUCUGCGGCAACAGAAUCGCGGUAUUUGAAUACCGAAGCCGUUUUCACAAGCAGAGAAGAAACAGAUUCUUUGGUGGUGGAUAUAUGGGAUGAGAGCAACUUUCAUAGGGGAAUCUAGUUUAAUGUUAAGUAAUGAUUCUUCAAGACAAUUUUGUUACUGAGCGGGAAGGAUUAUCCCGUGUGUAUUGAAUAUAUAUGGAGGACAUAGAAACUGUAAAUUGGAAUAUAUACUACCAACAAAUCCCCGCACAUACAA